Messenger RNA from Chara braunii, 6447 nucleotides. The record is from the annotation of a GenBank genome assembly. NCBI's taxonomy places the organism in Eukaryota, Viridiplantae, Streptophyta, Charophyceae, Charales, Characeae.
AGAGAGAGAGAGAGAGAGAGAGAGAGAGAGAGAGAGAGAGAGAGAGAGAGAGAGAGAGAUUGCGAAGAUGGAGGAGGAGGAGAAGGGAGGGUCGUUCCACUUCGUGAACACGUUUUGCAGACCCCUGUUCAACGGGACAUGGGCGUCGCUGAAGAACGAGCUGGGGCCUUUCACCCCAUGCUUCACGGAGAUCGUGGUCCUGGGAACUGCAUGCCUGGUUAUGGUGGUCCUGAGUGCUCUCAGGAUUCGCCUGAUCUGUUCCAGUGGUCACGGGAUCGAUCCGCGCCGCAAGAAGAUGAAGCUGCGACAUCCUUUUCUUCACCUCCUGGCGCUUGUCUGCUCCAUUCACUGUGCCAUUGUGCCGCUCCUGCAGCUCAGCGCUCGUAUCUCUCUUCAGGACUUCGGCGGCGACAUGCCUCUCGCUCCCUUUGAGAUUUACUCCAUCGUCUCCACUUCCAUUGCCUGGCUUACGGUCACUGUGACUUACGCCCUUGAGCUGGCUCAUUGCUAUGUGCCCAAGGGCCACUGGUACCUUCGCUUUGCCCUAUUGUUCAUGUUAGCGGGCCAGCUGUCGAAGCUCCGCUUCGUCCUCUUGCUUCUCGAACGAUAUGAUGGGUACUUCUUCUACCUCUUUGUGAGCUUUAUUGCUGCUCAAGCCAUUCAAGGCGGUCUUGCCAUCUUUUACUAUCCCGAUCUGGUCCCUCAGCCUGGCUACGACGACGUUGCAGCAGAUUCCUCCUCCGUCAGCAUCACUGGUGCCGGCGACGACUAUGUGUUGCUUUCCAGUGGAGAAGGAGGAGGAGGAGGAGGAGGAGGAGGAGAGAACAUCUGCCCAGAGAGGAGGUCUAAUAUUGUAUCUAGGCUGCUGUUCAUGUGGAUGACCCCCUUGAUGAGCAGUGGGUACAAGCGACCAAUCAAGAACGACGAUGUGUGGCAGCUGGAUGAAUGGGAUCGAUCGGAAGUGAAUGCUCGCAUGUUUGAGCAGCGAUGGCGGGAGGAGAGGGAGAAGGCGGCAGGGAAUCCCAGCCUCCUUCGGACGUUCGUCCGCUGCUUUGGCUUCCGCUUCAUGCUCGGUGGGUUUUGCAAGUUAUUCAACGACGCAUCGCAGUUCACGGGGCCGGUUUUCCUUAAUUUGCUUCUUAAGUCGAUGCAGAACAAUGAGCCCGCGUGGAAGGGAUACCUCUACUCGUGUGCAAUCUUCGUUGCCAUGAUGAUUGGGGUCAUUGGAGAGGGGCAAUACUUUCAGACCGUGAUGCGAGUGGCAUUUCACCUUCGUGCGGUCCUGAUUGCGGCUAUUUUUGGCAAAUCCAUGGCUCUGAGCCACACUGCGCGCGAAAAGGUUAGCACUGGGUUCAUCACGAAUCUGAUCAGCAGCGACGUGGAAUCUCUGCAGCAAGUCUGUCAGAACCUGCAUCUCCUCUGGUCAGCCCCUCUUCGGAUCCUGGUCGCAAUCGUGCUUCUAUACAGAGAACUGGGAUACGCCUCUCUGGUCGGUCUGCUUCUGCUGGUGCUUACUAUCCCUUCGCAGGCGCUGAUCGUUCGCAAGGUGCAGCUGCUCACAAAGGGGGUCCUGCAGCGGACUGACAAGCGGAUAGGCCUGACGACGGAGGUGUUGAAGUCAAUGGACAUUGUCAAGUGUUAUGCUUGGGAAGAGAGCUUCAGCGCGAAGAUCCAAGCCAUUCGUGAAGACGAGCUGUCAUGGCUAAGAAGCUCUGUGUACCUGAUGGCGCUCAACUUCCUCAUUCUGAACGUAGUCCCCGUGCUUGUGUCGGUGGUGACCUUUGGAGUCUAUGCGCUGAACCACACUCUGACCCCUGCCAGUGCCUUCACAUCGAUUGCGCUGUUCGGAGUGCUGCGCUACCCGCUGAUCACUUUCCCUCAGCUCAUCAAUCAGGUGAUCCUGGCAAAGGUGUCGCUCGCCCGAGUGCAGGAGAUGUUGGUGGGGCAGGAGGGGCAGCUGGACCCCCCCCUCCCCUCGGACCCCUCCAAGCCUGCGGUGACCAUUAAGAAUGGCAAUUUCGCUUGGGAUGUCAAGGCAUUGCAUUGCACUCUCAAGGACAUCAACCUUGAGAUUCCUGCAGGUCAGCUUGUAGCUAUUGUGGGGAGCACAGGGCAGGGGAAAUCCUCCCUCGUCUCUGCGAUGCUGGGCGAAAUCCCAAGCGUUCCUCAAGGCGUGGACUUAGUCAAAAUCCACGGUUCUGUUGCCUACGUGAGCCAGAUCUCGUGGAUCUUCAAUGCCACAGUGAGAGAGAAUGUCUUGUUUGGCCUCCCCUUUCAUCCUCAGCGAUACGCAGAAGCCAUCAGGGUGAGCGCUCUGGAGGAAGAUCUGGAACAGUUGCCUGGGGGAGACCUCACCGAGAUAGGCGAAAGAGGAGUAAAUGUGAGUGGAGGCCAGAAGCAGAGGAUUUCCAUUGCGCGAGCCGUCUUCGCCAAUGCCGACGUGUACAUCUUCGAUGACCCUCUCAGUGCUUUGGACUCGCACGUGGCACGACAGGUCUUCGAUCUGUGUAUCAAGGGCACGUUGGCCGAUAAGACACGGGUUCUGGUGACCAAUCAAUUGCACUUUUUGCCCCAUGUGGAUAGCAUUGUGGUGGUUUAUGAAGGGAGAAUAGUGGAAGCAGGGACAUAUGAGAGACUGAGGAGUAGUGGAGGGGCACACUGGGCAAAGUUGAUGGAAAAGGCAGGGAGCCUUGACAGUGAGGAGGAGGACGGACCACAGAAAGACGAAGGAAGGACAGAAGGAGGUAGCCCAGCAACAGCAAAGGGGAAGGGGCAGAAAGAACAGAUUCAGUCGCUGCCAGAGACCACCAGCACUGCACCCAACAGUGGAGGGGGAGGGGGAGGGGGAGGAGGGAGAAAAAGGGGUGGAACUGCUCUUGUACAGGAGGAAGAGCGGGAGAUGGGCAUAGUUCGUCGGGCGGUCGUAGGUCGGUACAUUUCUGCAAUGGGUGGGUUUUUUGUCAUUACCUUCCUGAUACUUAGUUAUGUUUUCAUAGAGAUAAGCAGAGUCGGAAGCAGUCUGUGGCUCACCAAAUGGUCUGGCGCAGGAGCACGAGCACUUCACAGCGCCUUUUAUUAUAUUGGCGUCUAUGCGGUCAUCUCGCUUUGCCAGGUUCUGUUUCAGUUCUCAAAGCAAUUCCAAGUGGUCAUCGGAAGCCUGCGUGCCACCAAACGGCUCCACGAGGGAAUGCUCGGAAGCGUCCUCUUCGUUCCCAUGUCCUUCUUCCAUACCAAUCCGCUGGGAAGGAUCAUGAACCGCUUCUCCAAAGACGUAGCGGACAUGGACAGAAGCAUAGCAACUGCUCUGAACCUCUCUCUCACAGGCAUUUUUCAGUUGUCGUCAACGUUCCUGUUGAUCGGAGUCCUGACACCGUACACGCUGAUCUGCUUCAUCCCUCUGCUUGCGGUGUUCUGCAUGGUGUACCUCUACUUCCAGAGCACCGCCCGGGAAGUGAAGAGGCUGGAUUCAAUCACCAGAUCGCCGGUAUAUGCCCAGUUCAGUGAGGCUCUGAAUGGGCUUGCAACGAUUCGAGCGUACAGGGCGCAUAGCCGGUUGUCGAGAGCCAGCGCGCAGGCCGUCGACACCAAUGUGCGCUUCACCCUCGUUAACAUGAGCGCAAACCGAUGGCUUUCCAUCCGGCUGGAGUUCCUUGGUGGGCUGAUGAUUCUUGUGACAGGCGUGUUUGCUGUCAUGGACAAUGCGCACGCCGAAGACAAAUCGGCAGCUGCUCCACAGAUCGGUCUGGUUCUCAGCUACGCGCUUUCGAUUACCUCCCUCAUGACGAUGACUCUGCGACUCGCAAGCAUGGCGGAGAACAGUUUGAAUGCUGUGGAGAGAGUCGGAACGUACAUCGACCUCAAGCCCGAGGCCGAAAGAGUGAUCCCAAAUCAUAGACCGUCGAGCGAUUGGCCGUUUCAGGGAGCGAUUUUGUUCGAUAAUGUCUGGAUGAGGUACAGAGAAGACCUGCCGCCCGUUUUGAAAGGGUUGACGAUUGCAGUGAAACCGACGGAGAAGAUUGGAGUGGUGGGACGAACGGGUGCUGGCAAGUCCAGCCUUUUCAACGCCUUGUUUCGCAUCGUGGAGCUCAGCUCUGGACGUAUUUUGAUCGACGGGUCCGACAUCUCGCAGUUCGGCGUCGCCGAUCUUCGCAAGGCCCUCAGCAUCAUUCCUCAGAGUCCCGUUCUGUUCUCAGGCACCAUCAGAUUCAACCUCGAUCCGUUCGACGAGCAUAAGGACAGAGACCUGUGGGAAGCCCUCGAGCGGGCUCAUCUGAAAGAGGUCAUCAGCCGGUCUGAAAAUGGGCUUGACACAGUGGUGAAGGAUUCCGGGGACAAUUUCAGUGUGGGGCAGAGGCAGUUGCUGAGCUUAGCGCGGGCUCUUCUCCGGCGGUCGAAGAUCCUGGUGCUGGACGAGGCGACGGCCUCGGUUGACGUCGGCACAGAUGCGCUCAUUCAGAAGACGAUCAGGGAAGAAUUCAAGAACUGCACGAUGCUGACAAUUGCGCAUAGGAUCAACACAAUAGUUGACAGCGACCGCAUCCUGGUGAUGGAUGACGGCAAGGCGCUGGAGUACGACACGCCGAUCAGACUGCUGAAGAAAGAGGACGGUGCUUUCGCCUCGCUGGUGAAGAGCACGGGUUCGGCGAACGCGCAGUACCUUUACGGAGUGGCGACCGGGGACGUUGACAUUCAGCAGCAAAUGACUGGCCAAGCAAAUGGAGUUGAGCAAAAAUGGGCUCACGAAGCAGCGGUCGCUCAGCGCUGGAUUCGCGCGACGAAGUGGGCUCUGGGAAUGACGCUCAGCGCAUCGCACAACGAUCUGCAGCAGAUGGCGUCCGGGGUGCAAGAUGAAUCGGAGAUCCCUUUGCUGAUGAGCGUGCAUGAGGCGGCCGGGACGCUGCGGCGAGUUCUGCGCGGGGAGCACAAUGAGGCGCUGCGCGAGGAACUGCAGAGAAGUGGAGUCUCGGAACAGAGAUGGUGGACAACCCUCUUCCGUCUAGUAGAGGGUCUUGCAGGAUUAGCUCGCGGUCUGAAGCUUCGCUAUGUGGAUCAUCUUGACAAUCCUGCCGGCAACGGAGGCCCGACGGAACAGAGAAAUUCAGAAUGGCAGUAUCUAACUCUUGCUGUUGAAACUCGUGACACAUGAUGACGAGACGAGGCAGCAGCUGAAAUGCAGAGAUGUCCAUCCCUGCAUUCCAUGCCGCUCGGCAUGUCGAUGAUACAGUGUGUGGAUAGAACAGCCGUGGAUGCUACGACCGAUAUCCUGUGCUGCUAAGUUGCGUGAGCGCCACUUGAAAAAGGACCCCCCUUUAGAACGAGGAGGAUGAGGAGGAUGAGGAGGAGGAGGAGGAGGAGGAGGAGGAGGAGGUUGGGGGUCAUUCAAACCUCUGCUGUUGGAUGGACCACCCCCCUGCAGGUGUUGUCUCAUACCCAUGAGCUACAAAUUAAUCUUAAAUGAGCCAUGGUUGGUUAUUUGGAGAGGGGGUCAGCUGUGGACAGUCAUAGGCUCAGAAGAUUAUCAUCAGUUUCGCUUUAUGUGCAAUUCAGGAGCGAUCCGUGCUGGAUGAGGGCUCAUUCAGGAGAGAUCUACGCUGACGAGGGCUCGUUCAGGAGAGAUCUACGCUGGAUGAGGGCAUACUCACAAGGACUUUUUUCCACUUCUCUGUGGACGCAAUUGCGGUCAGGUUCGUCCAGGCCGUUUUGGAAGAGCGGGCCACGUACAUCCAAGAAAGUCCCUAGUGUGAGUAUGCCCUGGGAGAAUCCUAUCCUUGGGGGAGAUGGUUCUUCUAUCGUUGCGUUGCGAAAACAAUCGGAAGUGUGCUGUGCGCACCAACAGCAUGUCCUUGGAGUGGACUCCAUCCAACUGAGCUAGGCAGUUCUUGUCCAUGUGCCUAGCGCAGUGACAGUCAUGUAGAUAGGUGAGGAGUUUCUAUAAAUAGCUUCAGGCAAUGAAACAAUGCCAGGCAUGUCGUGACUCGUGUAGGUUCCGUGGAUCCUUUCUGAUUUGGACAGGCGAGCGAGGUGUUUCAGUGUCUCCGAUACUGAAAUCAAUACAGCAGCACCAGCACCAGCACAAGCAUGCUGCCGAUGUAUAAUAAACAAAAUGAUUGAAAAAUGACUACUCUGCCAUAUCCUACUUCAGAAUGCUCUGGGCAUGAUCAAGAGGAGGAUAAUUCCAAUUAUGCCAUCAGUCAGAUUGUGAAUGAAAGAUGUCAUUUUGAUGUAAUAGACAGGUUACCGUAGGUGAAGGCGACAGAGCGGUCGGUUGCGACGGAAGAGCAAUCUGUCAAGUGUGAGGACUCUCGAGGAGCGUUGACUUGUAGAAAGAGGAGCAACAUAGAUUGAGUAGUGAGAGAUCAUUUGUGGGAUAGAGAUGAACCUCUUUCCUUGAGAUGAUCGAGAUGUUGCAAAUACACAUCACACGGAGAGUAAACACGCGAAGAGACU